Temnothorax curvispinosus is the source of this 582-nucleotide messenger RNA. Its product is annotated as importin subunit beta-1-like. Lineage: Eukaryota; Metazoa; Arthropoda; Insecta; Hymenoptera; Formicidae. The record is from RefSeq and is a predicted model, not a curated record. Bases 33 to 497 code for a protein of 154 amino acids. The transcript is spliced from 2 exons.
GAGUAGCUGCGUUACAGUGUCUUGUGAAAAUUAUGUCACUAUCAAGAGACACGGUAGCGUCUCGCGCCGAGUUCUUUCUAUACAUGGAACCAUAUAUGUCUCCAGCACUGUUUCCUAUUACUAUAGAAGCGAUGAAAUCCGACAUUGAUGAAGUAGCACUUCAAGGGAUAAAAUUCUGGUUGAAUGUGUAUGAGCCGGUUUUCAUAUCACCGGAAGGAGGUCGUCCAUCGCGAAAAGUCUAUGUUAAGCCCCUUCCUCCUGAUGGGGAUGAUUUCCAAUACUUGAUACGGGUAUUGAUGAAAAAAUUAAACAUAACUCCUCGGCGUCAAGAAGAAUUUGAAGAUGACGGGAGUCUUUCGAACAUUCGUCCUAUUAGGAAUAUCGACCAGGAGGACAAAAAGGCUUUGGAAAUUAUUUCGUCCUUUCGUAUAUGUAAUAGGCGUCAUAACGCCGAUAACCAGAGGUGUUACCUGAAGAAUGAUUCAUACUUUUCUUGAUUUGUUAUUCUGUAUUUAUAUUUGUAUAAUACAGGGUGACCGAAAAAUCGCCUACUCCACUUCGGGAGGUGAUUCGAGACCCAAA